AUGAACCCCCAGGCAAAACUAAUUUUCACCACCAGCCUACUCCUGGGCACAACCAUCACAAUCUCGAGCAGCCACUGAAUCUUAGCCUGAACCGGCCUCGAAAUCAACACACUAGCCAUCCUCCCCCUAAUCUCAAAAUCCCACCACCCACGAGCCAUCGAAGCCGCCACUAAAUACUUCUUAGUUCAAGCAACCGCCUCAACCCUAGUCCUAUUCGCCAGCAUGACCAAUGCAUGAUCUACUGGACAAUGAGAUAUCACUCAAUUAACCCACCCAAUAUCCUGCAUAAUCCUAACCUCAGCCCUCGCAAUAAAACUAGGCCUAGUACCAUUCCACUUCUGAUUCCCCGAAGUCCUCCAAGGCUCCCCCCUUACCACAGGACUACUUCUAUCCACAGCCAUAAAACUCCCCCCAAUCGCCCUACUCUUCAUAACCUCCCCAUCACUCAACCCCACCUUACUUACCACUAUGGCUGUCCUUUCUGCGGCCCUAGGUGGGUGAAUAGGCCUAAACCAAACCCAGACCCGAAAAAUCAUGGCCUUCUCCUCCAUCUCCCACCUGGGAUGAAUAACCAUUAUCCUGGCCUACAAUCCCAAACUCACCCUACUAAACUUCUACCUCUACGCCCUAAUCACCGCAGCCGUAUUCCUAACCCUAAACACCAUUAAAGCCCUAAACCUCCCCACACUAAUAACUGUAUGAACUAAAACCCCCUCACUAAACGCAAUACUCCUACUAACACUCCUCUCCCUGGCAGGCCUUCCCCCCCUAACAGGCUUCCUCCCAAAAUGACUCAUCAUCCAAGAACUAACCAAACAAGACAUAGCCCCUACGGCAACAAUCAUAGCCCUGCUAUCCCUACUAAGCCUGUUCUUCUACCUGCGCCUUGCAUAUUGCGCAACAAUCACACUCCCCCCACACACCACAAACCACAUAAAACUGUGACACACCAAUAAACCGGUCAACGCCUCAGUAGCUAUUCUAGUCACCACAUCCACCAUACUCCUACCUAUCUCCCCCCUAAUCCAUGCCAUCAUCUA
Molecule: messenger RNA, 1040 nt
Organism: Poecile atricapillus (Black-capped chickadee)
Lineage: Eukaryota; Metazoa; Chordata; Aves; Passeriformes; Paridae
Source: the annotation of a RefSeq genome assembly